Puccinia triticina is the source of this 396-nucleotide messenger RNA. RefSeq lists its product as uncharacterized. NCBI's taxonomy places the organism in Eukaryota, Fungi, Basidiomycota, Pucciniomycetes, Pucciniales, Pucciniaceae. The coding region runs from base 1 to 396 and encodes 131 amino acids. The transcript has 6 exons. The record is from RefSeq and is a predicted model, not a curated record.
AUGGCUAGACAUGAGAUUCAGGACCUCUCUGCUGGGAAGCGACCCCCUUCAUCUGAGCACGAGACGAAUGUAGGGAAUCGAGCGGGACCGGGGCAGAUGAGCGAAGGGUUCUCAGCAUCGGGGGACAAGUUGCAGCAGGCGGAUGGUGAUUCCUUGGAGUGUGAUCUGGCGAGGCUAACUAAAGUCUUCGAUGACGUCAGAGAGAAUCGGGCGAAGACAUCAAAUACGGUCCCAGAAGAUGAAAGCUCCGCCCUGGUUGAACCGGCACACCGGAUGACGGAUGUGAAGAGCAAGAGCGACGGGAGCAAAAAAUCGGGCGGCUCUCAUUUGCAAGGAGCAUUAGAUACCAACAUCGAAUCGGUCAGACUCUUACCACCAUUGGUAUCGCCACUCUAA